Messenger RNA from Nylanderia fulva, 4698 nucleotides. It is a transcript of the gene lqfR, whose product is annotated as clathrin interactor lqfR. Gene Ontology annotation, biological process: 'de novo' cotranslational protein folding. Gene Ontology annotation, molecular function: telomeric repeat DNA binding; Hsp90 protein binding. Gene Ontology annotation, cellular component: cytosol. The record is from RefSeq and is a predicted model, not a curated record. Lineage: Eukaryota; Metazoa; Arthropoda; Insecta; Hymenoptera; Formicidae.
UUGCUUUUCGGUUCGGCUCCUCGUCGAGUCGCGAGUUUCUUUCGCUUAUGUCUCUCGCCUCUCCUUAGGCGCGCAAACGUCAAAUCGCGCACGUGUUUUUAUUGUGAAAAAUUUUAAUUCGGAAAAAAAAAAUGCGAAUCCGCCGUCGAUUCUUAUCACGGGAAGGCAGACGGGAGUGUCAAGUUUGUCGAUUACAUCAAUUCAUGAGAGAGUGUGUAAUCGCUUUCUUUUAUGUCGUGGAAAAGAGAAGUGAGAGGGAGGAGAGGACUCGUAAAACUGGAACGGCGUGGAUAUUUUAUGGCGCGACCUUGAAGUUCGAUUGUAUGCAUGACCAACGUCGUAAUGAAUUACACGGAAACAGAGGCCAAAGUUCGGGAAGCGACCAAUGAUGAUGCAUGGGGUCCCACAGGGGCAAUGAUGCAAGAGCUAGCUCAAGCCACGUUCACGUACGAGCAAUUUCCAGAAGUGAUGUCCAUGCUCUGGAAAAGAAUGUUGCAAGAAAAUAAACGAAAUUGGCGACGAACGUACAAGUCAUUGCUCCUUCUUAAUUACUUAGUUCGUAAUGGCUCGGAACGGGUCGUUACGUCGUCUCGUGAACACAUCUAUGAUCUCAGAUCCUUAGAAAAUUACACCUGCAUUGAUGAGUUCGGAAAAGAUCAAGGAAUAAAUAUUAGACAUAAAGUUAGAGAAUUGAUCGAUUUUAUCCAAGAUGAUGAUAAACUUAGGGAAGAAAGGAAGAAAGCUAAGAAAAAUAAAGAUAAAUACGUCGGCUUAUCGAGCGAAGCGAUGGGAAUGAGAUUCGGGGGUAGUGACAGAUGGAUGGAUAAUCCUAAAUGGAACAAAUCCAGUACAGAAACGUAUAAUGACUGGGACAAUCGAGGAAAAGGAUUUGAAGAUACAAAUAACAGCGACGAUGGCGAAAGAGAAGACUCGGACAAUGAUACUAGCCCAAAGAAAAGUGGAAGAGAAUAUAGGGAUACAUUGGACAAUAUCAAUCAAAUUGCUAAACCUGCUCAAAUAUCUAUACCUUCUACAAAUACAUCUCCAGCACGGACAACGAGAACUAUCAAGAAAGUAGAUCUUGGAGCAGCAGCAAAUUAUGGAAAAGAGCAAUCUAAUAAUAGUACACCAGUACAACAAAGUAAUAAUUUAUCGUCGCCAACCAAUAAACAGAAGACCAAAAACGAUAUAUUAAAUGAUAUUUUUGAAUCACAGAGCGAUAAUAGCAAAUUAGACGACGAUGAUUUCAAUCCCAGGGCGAAUACUCAGUCCUUUACUCAACCGCAGAAUGCAAAUUUAGAUUUCGGUGAUUUUACUAGUGCAUUUAAUAAUCCCGCGACAACUAAAACGAAGGACAGCAACGACGAGUUUGCCGAUUUCACGUCUGCCUUUAACAACGUCGCUAUAUCUAAUCCCCCGAGUCAGCCGCAAACGCAAAUCAAUUUGAUGGGUGUUCCAAUACCAACUGUGACUAAUACGAACGUCAGUAAUGCAAUGUAUGCUAAUACAAUGCAAACAACAGGCACAAUGACUGGAACCGGUGUCAUCCAAAAUCCUAAAAUAUCCAACGAUUUAUUUGAUUCUUUACCGCAAAGUCUCAAUAAUCAGAUAACAAAUAACAAUACAGUGACUUCAAAUACGGACCUCUUGUCAGAUUUAGAUAGCUUAAAUACCUCAUCUAUGAGAUUACCCGAUGGUCAAAUAAGCAGCCCUAACAAUUCGAACAUCUUUGUAGGAAUGAACAACGCAUCUUCCAACACCGUCAAUUAUGCAACCAAAAACGAAGAGAAUAUUACGUCGACUGAGAGUCUCUCGAAUAAUGCCGCCAAACAGUUAUUGGAAGUAUUAUACACCAUAUGCAGUAUUAAAAGUUCCAUCGAUUUGGAGAGAAUAAGAUCAUCCAUUUUGAACUACGUCAGAUUUUUACCGGGGCUUGUUACCGCUCAAAAAUAUUGCGGUCUCGAUUCCGAUGCGAAACUGGACGCUAUAUUAUAUGGAAGAAUCUUGGAAGAAAUAAUUGAUAAAUUCGAUUGCGAUUGGCCGCUGAAACAUAAAGACGACUUGGAUCCUUUGAUUGAAAAAUUGAUAGUUGUCGAUGGUUCGACAAUUUUCAUGCUGUCGGAAUCUUUGAGGACUUUAACUGCAGCCUUAAACGAGACCAAGGACGAAAAGAAAAUUCGUGUUAUUUCUAUAUUACUGGAGAAUCUAUUGAAAAGCGACGCGAUAUUUUCGGGAAUAGUGAACGCAUGUAGAUAUGAGGUGCGAUCUUACAUGCAAGACGAGGAAUUAGACCAGGCUUGGUCGAAUACAACGCAAAUUUUGGUCUCCCUGCCAAAUCGCGUGUCUAACAAAUUGCAGUUCGACACACCUAAGUCGUACAUGCCGCAAGUUUACGUGAAAACGCUCUGUUUUCACAUAUCUCGCGCGAUAUCGUUUGUCAACGACGGAUUAUACGAAUAUAACAUUGAGCCGAGAACAGUUGCGCUUUCAUCCUUAAUUAGUAAAAUUGUAAUUAGCUUAAAACCGGUUAAUUUUAUUUGCAUCACCGAUAUUUUUAAGGAAUGGUGUGUGGAAAAUAAAAGGAACGAACGACGUUUGAUUGAAAGCAUAUUUCGCGAAUUAAAUUCAGCCGCCAUCGAAUAUAUCGCGAUAUUAUUCUUGAAGCAUUGUGAUCCUAAGCUCGGUAUGCGUCCUAUUUUUGGUAAUCUUUUAAUGGAACAGGAUUGGAGAUACGUUUUAACGACGAAAAUCCCUUUAAUGCGUUAUUACGAAGACGAGAAGUUAAUUGUGAACUUGAUCUCCUACUUGUCAUCCUUUUUGAACGAUAAUGAUAUUUUACUGGAAUUACUUAUUAAACUUUUGGAAGUGUGGAGCGACAGGAGUAUCCUGAAUCACGCAUCUGUGGAACAACAUGAAUAUAUUACGAAACUGAUUAUUCUGUCUGUAAAAGCAUGUAAAGAUCACUUAAAGCAAACUGAAAGAGACCAGUGUCAGAAAUUGUUACUUUCGGGAGUAUCUGUUCAUCUCGAAUGUACAAAUAUAUCUCUGAGAGCGAUAGGUAUGAUGACCGCCGAGAUUUGCAUAAAUGCUUUGUCUAACACAGAUAAUGAUGCACCGAAAUUAAAAUUCGAGUACGACAAUAUGCCUAUAAAAGUAUUGGAGUUACUCGAGUCUCUGAAGAAUCUAAAUGUAUCAUCUGUAGACGUAAAAGAACGAUCCGAACGAAGGGAUCCGGACGAAUUGAUCACCGAGAAUAUAAUCUUUGAUUCUCUGUGUAGCAAGAAGAUCUACGAAUUGGGCGUCGAAUGCAAAAUCUUGCCCGAUUUUGAGAAGAAGAUACCGAACGGAAAAACAGAGGAUAGUUUACCUUCGUUGAAACAUGACAAAUCGAUAAAAAGUAAUCCAACAAAAAAGAAGGAAGCGGAACAACAGGCAAAACAAGAUCGCGAGAACACUUCGGACCUGGACAGCGACGAUGAUUUGGUUCCUUAUGAUAUGAACGACGAGAAACCGUCCAAUAAAGUACGUCCGAUGUAUCUGCGAGAUGUACGCGACAAUUUGACGGACGAACGAACCAUUUCCGAUCCCGAGGUCUUCUCCGAAUCAUUAUCGAUCUGCGAGGAACUGAUAUUAACGCAGCUACCGAAUGACGAUGUGUCCUUCGCUCUAGAACUCUUGCAGCUUCUCGUCACGUUGAGACAACAUUGUUACGUCGAGAACUUUGAACUUGUGAUCUUCAAAUCUUGCGUAGCGAUUGUGACCGUUUAUCCGAAGGAAUCCGCCGAAUUUCUCUGCAAAGAGUUUUACGAAGUCGUCGGCAAAUAUUCUCUCAGCCACCGUUUAUUAUUUCUGGAUAUACUAGCCGAAUCUGCGAAGCAGUUAUCGAAAAUCCAUGUUGAUAAUGCGGAUAACGUCGAAGUUGAGACGACGAUUAAAAAGAAACGAAUUCCGAGCCGCAUAUCGCUCUUUAUAGACAUGGAGGAACGGAAGAAGCAGCAAGUAUGGUACGAAGAAGACAUCGAUAUUGAUCUAGAAGCGUCGGAAGAACAAUCUACAAACUGGCAGGAAAUCGUCGACAAGAGAAUCGCAUCGAAUACGAGACGAUUCGCUCACAGCAGUCUCUCAAAGGCUUCCAAGAUAUACAUUAAUCACUUCGGCAACGUGGUAUCAUCAUUUUUCUAUCCACUUCUACACGGCUUUGGUCGUUACGGUACUUACAAGGUGCAAAUCUUGAGGAUUUAUACUGAUCAAGAGAACAUAUUACUGCUACGUUUUCUGAAGACGUUGUCGACCAUAAUGUUAGCAGCGCAGAAUUGUCCAUCGGCACCAAAGAUGGGCAAGGAAAUAUUGGAACUUACUUGGACACUGAGAAAUCACGAGGAAGCGACAGUGAGAUUGGUUGUUACAGAAAAUAUCGGAUCUGUGCUUAUCGCGGUUCCAAAAGAUGCUAUUAUGGAGGAAUUAUUUGAACCCCUAAUGGAAAUAAGAGAAUGGCUUGCAUUGUCGCAGAAUAUUGUCUACGGUGAACACGAUGCAAAGUGUAGAGCUUUAAAUGCAAAAGUGUUGUCCUUUAUAGACUCGAUUAUUGGAUCCACUUUGAAAACUAGAAUAGAUUAAUAAAUAGAAUAGUAAUCAAUUAUUACAAUAUUGUGUCAGAAAGAAUCCUCUAUCGUUUUAUUCAAUAUUAUACUUAUAGUA